AUGCUUUCUCGAGCCUUGACACUCUCCGCCCUUGUGGGAGGAGUGCUCUCCAUCCCCGUUGAAAAGCGCGCGUGCCCUAACAUCCACGUAUUCGGUGCACGAGAAACAACCGCUUCUCCGGGCUACGGUUCCUCCAUCACGGUCGUGGAUGAUGUGUUGAACACCUAUUCCGGCUCUACUGCAGAAGCCAUUAGUUACCCUGCAUGUGGUGGCCAGUCUUCAUGCGGCAGCAUCAGCUAUUCAAGCUCGGUUGCACAAGGCAUCGCGGCCGUCGCAUCUGCCGUGAACUCCUUCAACUCACAGUGCCCCAGCAGCGAAAUCAUAUUGGUCGGAUAUUCUCAGGGUGGUGAGAUUAUGGACGUUGCUCUGUGCGGCGGUGGAGACCCCAAUCAGGGCUACACCAACACGGCCGUUCAGUUGUCGGCAUCUGCUUUAUCCAUGGUGAAAGCAGCGAUUUUCAUGGGUGACCCCUUGUUCAGGGCAGGCUUGUCGUAUGAAGUUGGAACUUGCGCUGCCGGCGGUUUUGACGAACGCCCAGCAGGCUUCAGCUGCCCUUCAGCUAGUCUGAUACAGUCCUACUGCGACGCCUCAGACCCUUAUUGUUGCAACGGCAGCAACGCGGCAACCCAUCAGGGUUACGGAGCAGAAUACGGCAAUCAGGCUUUGGCUUUCAUCAAGGGCAAACUUUCUGGUAGCACCUCUACUGGUAAUUCCACAACUGGCACUGGGGGUGGUACCGUUGCAGAAUGGGGACAGUGUGGUGGACAGGGCUGGACUGGCGCAACGGCGUGUAAAUAUGAGCGCCAAGUAUCAGGAGCGGGGACCCAGUCCGAGGCACUGGAAGCUGCAAUUGCUGCCGCCGAGAACUACAUGCGUGCGCUGAAAUUAGCAGACACGCCUCGGGAGAAGCAAUUGCUAGACGCAAGAUGCAAAGAUUGGAUCUCACGCGCAGAGAAAAUAAAACUUGACAGAUCAUGGAAACCAACUGCUCCUCAGGUUGAGAAUCGCUCGCUGAAGGAGCCAGUAUCGAAGCGCAAGCUUUCGACGAGAGAGGAAAUCAUCCUCUUGGAUAGCGCUAAGCUCAAUGGUUUUUUGUUUCCGCCUUGGAAAAAUGACCCCAAUCCGCAAGAGUUUGAAUUGAUUGGUAAUGAAAGGCAAUUUGAGGAUAAGACCCUCAGGCUCUCUGUACCUCAGAAAGAGGUCUUUAAUGGCUGGAAACGCCCAGCUGAGCUCAUCGAAGAGCUUGGUCGUGGCAGUGUAAAUCCCGAUGCACUCAAACGCGCCAAGACCAAAGUGGUAAUGGAUCUCGUCCAAGACAUCACAACAGACUGCUCUGUAAUAGCAAGUAUCUGCGCAGCAACUGCUCGGUUUGAGCGAGGUCAUGGUUGUCUAUUUCACAGUGCGAUAUUCCCAUUUGAUUACAUCAAAAAUAUUCCGCGCAAUUCAAUAUCUGGAAAAUACAUAUUUCGGCUUUAUUUCAACGGCUGCUACAGAAAAGUCGUCAUCGACGACCGACUUCCUUCAUCCAAAACAUCACGCUCUCUGUUCGCAUUUGAUCGAAAUUCGCCGGAGUCAUUCUGGCCAGCUCUGAUUGAGAAAGCGUACUUGAAGCUUCGGGGCGGUUAUGAUUUUCCAGGUAGCAACUCGGGCACUGAUCUGUGGGUACUCACCGGCUGGAUUCCGGAGCAAGUAUUUCUUCACCAUGAAGAUGUAGCGCCAGAUCAAUUGUGGAGACGUAUAUCUGGAGCGUUUCAGUACGGGGAUGUCGUUUUGACUCUGGGAACGGGAGAACUCAAUUCGCGCGAAGAGCACCUUCAAGGUCUCAUUGGUCGACACGACUAUGCUGUUCUUGACUUGACUGAGAGUGCUGGGUACCGCCGGUUACUCAUCAAGAAUCCGUGGGCAGAUUCCAGCUCUAGAACUCCACAAAGCAGUAGUCGCGCUCCUGAACAAAUUGCACCGGAUGCAAGCUCUAGCCCUCUGCUACCUGGAUCGUUCUGGAUGGACUACGAUCAAAUAUUCCAAAACUUUGACAACAUGUACCUGAACUGGAACCCGGGUCUUUUCACCACACGCCAAGAUAUACAUUUUACAUGGGAUUUGUCAAAAGCUCAUUUCAAUUCAAUAUGCUUUGCAAACAGUCCACAGUUCUCGAUAUCAACAGUAGCAGGCGGUCCCGUUUGGUUGCUGCUUAGCAAACAUUUUCGCACAAUAAACUCUACAAAAUCAAAUGCUAAGUCGGGGUUUAUUAGUAUUUACGUAUCGAAGAAGGGAGGACAACGAACAUUUAUUAGCGACGAUGCUUUCUACCGUGGGCCAUUUGUAGACUCUCCCAACACAUUGGCUAAGAUUGACAUGGAAGCAAAUUCUACAUAUACGGUCGUGGUAGCCGAACAGUCACUACCGUUGGUACCCCAAAAUUUCACGCUUUCCGCUUUCUCAAGGAAUGAAGUCGUUCUCAAACCCGCCGAAGACAAGUACUCAGAUACCUAUCAAUUGGAAAGUGAAUGGAGCCCUGUUACUGCCGGCGGAAAUACAGAGUCUCCCCGAUACCCGUCCAAUCCACAGCACAUCUUGCAGAUAUCUGAGACAGCAGAUGUCUUGAUUCUACUGGAGACAUCUAAACCAGACAUGGCUGUCCAUGCAAAGCUUUUCUGGUCUGAUGGCAAGCGAAUAUCUACCGUGAAGAAACGUGAUAUUGUCACAGACAGCGGCCAUUAUCGCCCCGGUUGUGUGGUUGCCGAGACAGAACAACUACACCCCGGCUCAUACACACUAGUCUGUUCAACGUUCCUCCCUGACCAGAUCGCCAAGUUCAAUAUCUGGGUAUUCUCUACAAAGAAAUGCAACGUCAAGGCCUUACCGUCUGAAGCGGCAGGGAGACUGGCCGUCCUAUCUGAUGUGGGCAUUUUACCUCCAGGAAUCGAUCGUAUUUUCGCGCCCUUGACCGUGCUUCGCCUCACAAGACUCAAGCUGAUUGCGCGAAGCCGAAACUCUACUAUCGGAACACGCCAUGUAACUUCAUCUCCUAUGCUGUUGACCGUUGAGCUUGGCCAAGGGCCGUACAAAGAGGUUCUCGCGUCGUCGGAAAAUGGUGAAUAUAGUGAUGCAGUUUCUGGGAUUAGAGUACCUGAUUUUGAUGCUCGUCCGGAGUAUGCGGAGAAGGGAGGGAUCUGGAUUGUGAUUGAAAGAAUUGGAGGACCGGUUGGACAGGUGACAGACUGCGUUGACGUGGAAGCUCUCGGCGAGGAGCGAGUUGAGAUUGGUGAAUGGAUUACCAGUUAA
Molecule: messenger RNA, 3285 nt
Organism: Talaromyces amestolkiae
Lineage: Eukaryota; Fungi; Ascomycota; Eurotiomycetes; Eurotiales; Trichocomaceae
Exons: 5
Coding region: 1-3285 (1094 amino acids)
Biological process (GO): carbohydrate metabolic process; proteolysis
Cellular component (GO): extracellular region
Molecular function (GO): calcium-dependent cysteine-type endopeptidase activity; cellulose binding
Source: RefSeq, a predicted model, not a curated record